CCGCUGCUGGAGUGGGUGACGACUGCGCGCAUGCGGCCGGUGGCGGUGCAGAGCAUUCUGGAGCAGCACUGCAGCCCAGGGGUGCGGCGGAUUGUGGCGGCGGCGGCGCGGCUGGCGGAGGCGGAGCAGGAGGAGCAGUCACGGAAGGGCAAGGGUGGUGGCGGCGGCAUUCUCAUCACCUCAGCGCACCUGGCCCUGGCAGCACUGGCGGAGCAUGAUGGCGAUGUGGACUGCGCCGCCGCCCUGGGUGUGCUGCACCACUCGCAGGCGGGUCUGUCGCGUCGGCGCUGUGCGGAGGUGCUGGCAGAGCGGGCGGCGCAGGAGCGGCGCUGGCGGGAGGAGGAGACGCGGCAGUACGAGGACAGUGGCAGUAGCAGUGGCACAAGCAUUUUCUCCGCCCCCGCGCUGCACUUCGUCUUCCAGUCCUAUCGCUGGGCCGUGUUUAAGGGCUGCGACAAGGUCCAGCCCUGCCACCUGCUGUGGGCGCUGGCGGCAGACCCCCGGCUCAGCUACAGCCCCCUCCGCACCGACCCGCUGGAUGGGCGUGUGGCGGCGGCGGAGGUGCGGGAGCCGCCGCUGGUGUGGCUGCUGCAGCAGUGCUCCGAGACGCUGCCCCGCCCGGCGGCGGUGUACGAGCAGCUGCUGGGCGUCGUGCAGCUCGGCCUGCAGCGGCAGGUCGCUGCUGCGAGCUUCGCGACUGCCACCGCGUUUGCUUGUGGUGGAAGCACCACCGGGGCUGGCGGGAAGUUUGCCGGGGCCUAUGGCGGCCUCAUUACCCAAUUGGACGGACUGGCGGGCUGGCCCAGCACUGAGCGUUCCCUCGAUGACCUUGCGGCGCUGCUGCGCGCCUGCCGGCUGGCGGGUCACGUGCCCAGCCGCCAGCAGCUGCAGGCAGCGGACAGACUACUCGCGCGGUGCGUGAUGCAGCCCCGGGGCACCUUUGUCCCCAGCUUCUGGCACGGCCGGUGGCCAGCUGUGGUUGAGCUGGCUGAAGCCUUUGCUGCGCUCGGCCGGAAAAUGGUGGCAGUUGACGAGUUCGACGUAAACAGAGGCCUAGAGCACAGCCGCCUGCAACCAGCAGCAGCAGUAGUAGCAGCAGCAGCAGCCACCGAUGUAUUCGACCGGGUCCAGGCACUGUGCCGUGCGGGGGCAGCUUUGCGCUUCUGCUUUGCCACGGAGCUUUUCACGGACACACGUAUCCCGGGCGGGUUGCGGCGAGAGUCAAUGGCCAUGGCGACGGCGGCGCCAGCGAGCGCCCCUUUACGCGCGCGGGUCCUGCAGGCGCUGCUGGCGGUUACGGACCUGCCUGCUGACGUGCCCUGGCUGCCCACACUGGCUGCGGAGCUGGCCGACGCGGCCGCAGCGCAUGCAGACCCUGAGGACAUGGCAGCACUUAAGACAGUUAGGGAGACACGGCCCGUCUCGGGUGAUACGGCCCGUAUUGCGGUGUGCGUGGCACUGCAGACCGACACCGGCCUUGCUGCUCGCUGGCGGGCUGGUGGGCUGCAACGGCAGGAUGGUGUGGAUGUGGAUGUGGAUAUGGAGGCGGUGGCAGCGGUGGCGGCGAGCCUGCGGUGCGGGAUGCCGCUGCCAGCACGCGUGCAGCUGCUGCAUGCGCUUAACGAAAUCCGCAAGCAUGGCAAUAUGCCAUCUUUUGUGGUGUGGCUGCAUGCCGUCCUGGCGUCAUCCAUAGACCUGGACAGCAGCAGCAUCCACGCCAGCCUGCGGACUCAGCGGCGCGUGGCGGAGGCGUACGCGGCGGCGGGCUGUGGCGUGCCGGAGGGCUGGCUGCAGCAGCUGGCGUCGUACGGUGAGCUGGGCGGCGGCAGCAGCAAGGGGGCAGCGGAGGCGCUGCAAGUGGUGCUCAGGGCAGCCGCGAGCGGCAGUGGGGCACCCGCGCUCGCAUCAUGCAGUGGCGGCAACGCUAACACCAGCAGCACCAGCAGCGGCACUGCCACCAGCCAGAUGAAGGUGCUGUGCCAGCUGGCCAAACUGCUAGAACGUAACACCGCGGCGGGCUGGCUCUCGCCGCAGGCGACACAGGCGGUGCUGGGGCACUUGCAGACGCUGGCGGGGGCCGCAGCGGGCCGUGGCGGCAUCAAUAGCCUCGCCGCCAGCUGCGGUCCUGCCACCGCAAUCCUGGCACUGGCUGCCACGCGUCCGGGUACCCCGGCUGCGCUGGACCCGGAGCUGCUUAGUGCCCUGAGCGACAUGGCAGAUAUUGAGCUGCCGUGCAUGGUAGGAGGCGAGCAGCAGCAGCAGCUGGCGGCGCUGAUGAAUUGGCACACCCACAAGCAGCACUACUAGCGGCUGCGGUGCUUGCCGGCCGGCCUGGUGAUUGUGAAUACGCGCUCAACAGCCGAGGCCAGGGGCAGCGAUGCAUCCCUGCUUGUGCCUAGGCGCCGCACCAGCCGGCUGGAAGUGGAGUGCCUUUCCGCAGGGAGUGCCGCACGGGCUCCGGCGGCGGCACCCGCACGGCGGCAGCGGUAGCCGUAUGGCAAGACAGAGGCCGGCCGCCACGUAGCCAUGAAUGUAGUGUCUUGAUGGGAGACGAGUGGCCGAAUGGCCUUACUCCAUAACUGUGGAUGGCAGCUGAAAACGGCGGAGAUCGGGGCGUAGGCAUAGCAAAAAGCUUGGGCCAGGCCGGUAUGCACGCCGGUUGAAUUCUGGCGACUGGAAAAAGAGGGGAAAGAGAAACGUUGGCAAGCAGCAGGCAGUAGGGAACCAAGGACAACAUAACGGUAAUGGCCAUGGCGUAGGGGGAGCCGCAGGGGCGCCUCUCUUGAAGGAGGCGCCUUUCUUGAAGGGGCGUGCGAUGGGACAAUGUUAAGGCAGGUUGGUGAUGUCCCGUAGGGUGCAGCUGAUUCCUAGACCCCAGCAGAUGGCAAACUGUAAACAUUUUUGCAA
This is a messenger RNA of Chlamydomonas reinhardtii, 2907 nucleotides long. RefSeq lists its product as uncharacterized. The record is from RefSeq and is a predicted model, not a curated record. The coding region runs from base 31 to 2307 and encodes 758 amino acids. The transcript is spliced from 3 exons. NCBI's taxonomy places the organism in Eukaryota, Viridiplantae, Chlorophyta, Chlorophyceae, Chlamydomonadales, Chlamydomonadaceae.